CCUACCAGGUACCGGGCGGAGGCCCGGAGGCAGGACCCGCCCGGCUGAGGACGCAGGGAUGCGGCGGGGAGGCCCUGGGACUUUGAAGCGCUGCCCAGGGGGCCGCAGGCGGGCUCUCGGGUGCUUUAAUGGGGAGAGGAAGGGGGCAGGCAGCCCUACGAGAGGGUUCUGGGAAGUCGCCCCAGGCAGUGGGGGGAGGGUCAGGAAGGAGGAAGAGGAGCCGCCGUCCCGGUUCUCCUCGGUGGAAGCCCGCGAAAGGCGGAGCCAGAUGUGCACGGAGUGUGGGAAGGCUCAUACCUGCCCCCCGCAUGCCUGGGCGUGCGCACGCCCGAGCCGUCGCCGGACAGCGGGCGCUGGGUUCGAAACCUGACUUGCCUCCUCCCUCGGCCCGGGUUUCCCAAGUGUCAGACUGGGCUGAUUAGGGGGCCUCCCUUCAGGGCAGCAGUAUCUGGAGCUGCGCUUCAGCCGCGCUGUGCGGCUCUGCGGGACCCUGCAGUACCUGGUGGCCACAAUGAUGUAUACUGGCAUCGUGAUCUACGCCCCCGCGCUCAUCCUGAAUCAAGUGACUGGGUUGGACAUCUGGGCAUCGCUCCUGUCCACCGGAGCCAUCUGUACCUUCUACACGACUGUGGGCGGCAUGAAGGCUGUGGUCUGGACCGAUGUGUUUCAGGUCGUGGUGAUGCUCACUGGCUUCUGGGUUGUCCUGGCCCGCGGCACCAUGCUGGUGGGUGGGCCCAGGCAUGUGCUUGACAUCGCCCAGAACCACUCCCGGAUCAACCUGAUGGACUUUAACCCGGACCCACGGAGCCGCUACACGUUCUGGACUUUUGUGGUGGGUGGCACAUUGGUGUGGCUCUCGAUGUACGGCGUCAACCAAGCACAGGUGCAGCGCUAUGUGGCCUGUCGCACAGAGAAGCAGGCCAAGCUGGCCCUGCUCAUCAACCAGCUGGGCCUGAUCCUGAUCGUGUUCAGUGCUGCUGGCUGUGGCGUGAUCAUGUUCACGAUCUAUAUAGACUGCGACCCUCUCCUGGCAGGGCGGAUCUCUGCCCCAGACCAGUACAUGCCCCUGCUGGUGCUGGACAUCUUCAAGGACCUGCCUGGAGUCCCCGGGCUCUUUCUGGCCUGUGCCUACAGUGGUACCCUCAGCACCGCAUCCACCAGCAUCAAUGCCAUGGCCGCAGUCACCGUGGAGGACCUCAUCAAGCCUCGGCUGCCGAGCAUCACACCCCGGAGACUCGUGAUGAUCUCCAAGGGGCUCUCACUCAUCUAUGGCUCAGCCUGUCUCACCGUGGCGGCUCUGUCCUCACUGCUGGGGGGAGGCGUCCUCCAGGGCUCCUUCACCGUCAUGGGAGUCAUCAGCGGCCCCCUCCUUGGAGCCUUCAUCCUGGGAAUGUUUCUCCCUGCCUGCAACACUCCGGGUGUCCUCUCCGGGCUGGCCACCGGCUUGGCGCUCUCGCUGUGGGUGGCGGUGGGCGCCACUCUGUACCCGCCCGGCGCUCAGUCCUUGGGAGUCCUGCCGUCAUCGGCCGCCGGCUGUGCGGUGCCCUCCGCCAACACCUCCGGCCUCCAGGGCCUGCUCGGGGCCACCAACACCUCCAGCAAGAGCCCCAGCCCCGGAGUGGACCCCGGGCGACCGGCCUUAGCUGACAGCUUCUACGCCAUUUCCUAUCUUUAUUAUGGUGGCCUGGGAACGCUGAGCACUGUGCUGUUUGGAGCCCUCAUCAGCUGCUUGACAGGCCCCACCAAGCGCAGUGCCUUGGGUCCUGGGCUGCUGUGGUGGGACCUUGCACGACAGACAGCAUCGGUGGCCCCCAAGGAAGAAGUGGCUACCUUGGAUGACAGCUUGGGGAAGGUCAGUCACAGGGCUGGCUCCCAGAGCAGGGGGAAGGGCAGUGAAAUGACUUUGGGUGCUCUGGGCAUGGCCAUAAUUCAGGGGAGGGACGUGGUGAGUCCCUAUAUUUCUCAACCUCUUGUUACCUCCAGUGGAAAGCCUCCACUGAGAGUUGAUGUGUCUUCAACACUUUUUAUUAUUCCCUUAGCAAAGACUGAGCGGAAUUUCAUACUGUUCAUAUCCUUGUAUCAUUUUUACAAUUAUUUUCAAUCUAUGGCAGGUGAAACUGGUUUGCCUUUAGGGUGUUGAUGUAAAGUCCCUCCUGUAAAUAAAAUUACGUAAUUCAAAAGUGAGUCAACUUAGAGAAAAUCUUACAUAAGAAACACAACAGGGAGUAGACCAGCUUCAGCCAAAGCCAUGUGGUUACUAUGUGAAUGCCCUGAAUUUGGAACAUGCUGUCCCUGAUCCAGACCUGCCCCUGCUUUGGAAUCCCUGUUUCAUUUUCUCAUUUCUUACGCACUUGCUGUGUCCCCAGGCCUAUUCUGGGCUGGGGUUCGAGUCCACUGUCUAGGAGGAGCAGGGGAAAGCUGAACUGAGAAUUGAGUAGGAUCUCAGCAGGUAAUGAGGACAAUAAAACAGGGUCCUGUGAUGAGGGUGGCCUCUUGGAAGACAUAAGAGCUAGAGCCCACAGGGAGGAGGAGCCAGCCUGCAGAAGAUCUGGGGGGAGGGCACUGUUGAUGGAGAGCACAGCAGGUGCAAAGGCUGAGGCCAGAAGCUUGGAAGGGGGAGGUAUGGAGAGGGAAGGGAUUUGGCUGGAGUGUUUUGAAAGCUCCUUCCAGCUGCUGAAGGGAAAUAUUUAUUUUCUUGAAAGGAGAGCAGGCAGAAAGUCAGAGAGAGGGAGGUAUGCAUCCGUGCAAGCUUUAACGGCCUGGACUAUAGGUCACCUGGGCAUUGGGGGAGAGAAGUGGAUGGGGACUUUGGAGGCAGAAGGGACAGGACUGGCUGAUGCACUGACCAAGGGGACAAUUGUGCAACCCUCCCCAAGUCUGUCCUUCUAGGCCCUCAGUGAUCCCAUCUGCGGGAUGAGCUGACACAGAGCAGAAUGGGGUCUCUGAAUGGGAUUUCUUCUCUCUCCCCUCCAGGGUGCUGAGGAGCUGCCCCCUGGAGCCAAGAGGCCUCCUGACUUCUUGCCCAGUGAUGAGGACCGUCCGCUCUUCCUGGGGCAGAAGGAGGUGGAGGGAGCCGGCUCCCAGACCCCCAGCAGUGGACAUGACCAUGGC
Messenger RNA from Prionailurus viverrinus (fishing cat), 3111 nucleotides. RefSeq names its product solute carrier family 5 member 5 (gene SLC5A5). Gene Ontology annotation, biological process: iodide transmembrane transport; sodium ion transport; thyroid hormone generation. Gene Ontology annotation, cellular component: membrane. The record is from RefSeq and is a predicted model, not a curated record. Gene Ontology annotation, molecular function: sodium:iodide symporter activity. Lineage: Eukaryota; Metazoa; Chordata; Mammalia; Carnivora; Felidae. The transcript has 14 exons. Bases 512 to 2140 code for a protein of 542 amino acids.